Messenger RNA from Girardinichthys multiradiatus, 1343 nucleotides. RefSeq names its product L-rhamnose-binding lectin SML-like. The coding region runs from base 45 to 1208 and encodes 387 amino acids. The transcript is spliced from 16 exons. The record is from RefSeq and is a predicted model, not a curated record. NCBI's taxonomy places the organism in Eukaryota, Metazoa, Chordata, Actinopteri, Cyprinodontiformes, Goodeidae. Gene Ontology annotation, molecular function: carbohydrate binding.
UGGAUUUUCUUUUUCAGUUCUGGAAUCAAUCUGCCUGCUUGUACAUGAAGGCCUUUUUAGGUUUCUCUAAAGAGACGGUUACCACGUGUGAGGAGAACACUGUGCAUCGUCUGAGCUGUGAUUUGGAUAGUGUGAUAAAAGUUGAGACAGCCCUCUACGGACGUGAGGACAAUGUGACGUGCAGUGAAGGAAAGAGUCCAACUGAGGUUUCCAUCACAGACUGCUCUCUUGUUGGUGCUGCUGAUGUUGUAAAGAAAAGAUGUAAUGGAAGAAAGGUGUGUGAGCUGAGCACAGAGGUCUUCGGGGGAUCUGUUCCCUGCAGGGGCACCGCCAAAUAUCUGAAGACCACCUACACCUGCCUCCCUGCCUUUCACCGUGUGACAUGUGAGCACUCUUUAUCAUACCUACAUUGUGAUGAAGGCCAGGUUAUUGUCAUAUAUGGGGCUGAUUACGGACGCAGAGACCAGAUCACGUGUGUGUAUGAACGCCCAGCCAGUGAGAUCCAGAACACAGCCUGCUACAGCCCCACCAGCAAAGUUGCUGAAAGAGAAAAACAGCUACUCAGCUCUGCACUGUUGCUUGCAACAGCUGGCUUACUCAUGCCUUCAGUUGCUGUUACCGAAAGGGCCAUAACCUGUGAUGACAACAUUAGUAUCCAACGUUUGAGCUGUGAAUACGGAGUGAUCAGCGUGCAGUCAGCGUUGUAUGGACGUACUGACCGUCAGAUCUGCAGUGAAGGCAGGUCUCCUCAGCAGCUUGCCAAUACAAAGUGCUCUCAAGAGGGCACUGCGGACCUUGUCAAGAGCAGGUGUGAUGGCAAGACAAUAUGCGAGUUCAACCCAGGUGACAUUCGCAUCAUCGAUCCCUGCAACGGCAUCGACAAGUAUCUGGAGACGAAUUACACCUGCGUCCCAGCAAUUCAUUUUGUUACAUGUGAACACUCCUAUGCAACUUUGCAUUGUGAACAUGGGCAGGUCAUAUUUGUCUAUGGGGCUGACUACGGACGCCGCGACCACACCACCUGCUCUUACAGGGGACCUGCCUCUCAAACUGAAAAUGUUUACUGCUCAAACCCCACCAGAAAAGUAGUUGAAAUCUGUAAUGGGAAAAACAGCUGCACAAUCAGAGCCAGCAACUCAGUUUUCGGAGACCCAUGCGCAGGCACAUUUAAGUACCUGGAGGUGGCUUACACAUGUGAAUAUCUUUGAGUGGCUUCAGAGUGAUUGGAUCACAAGCAAGAACUGGAAAAUUGAUCAUUAGCACAUAAAGGAUUUUAUUUCAAGUACAAAACAAUAAAAAAAUUAGUAAAGAUUAUACCGAUUUACUUAUUAAUUGGACAAAAG